UGACGCGGCACGCAAGGCGAUGGCGGCGCCGCAGGCGGGCGGGCCCGCUCUCUCUGCGCUCCCGGGGCCGGCGGGUGGCGCUGCCGGUGUAGCCGGUGUCGGUGAUGCCGGGGACGGGGCGCUGAUAUACUCGCAGCUCCUGCAGCAACUGGUGGGGGAGCGGCGGCAGCCGCGGCCUCUCAGCCCCGCAGCGCUCGGCGGCUUCCCCGCGCCCGGCAAGUCGGAGGAACAGAAGAUGGUGGAGCGGGCCAUGGAGAGUUGCGGCUUCAAGGCGACGCUCGCCUGUGUCGGAGGCUUGGUGCUGGGAGGUGCGUUUGGCAUCUUCACAGCGGGCAUCGACACCAACGUGGGCUUUGACCCCAAGGACCCUCUGAAGACACCGACGGCCAGGGAGGUUCUGAAGGACAUGGGGCAGCGCGGCAUGUCCUACGCCAAGAACUUCGCCAUCGUCGGGGCUAUGUUCUCAUGCACUGAGUGCAUCAUCGAGUCGUACCGUGGCAAGUCCGACUGGAAGAACAGUGUGCUAAGCGGCUGUGUGACAGGUGGCGCCAUCGGCUUCCGCGCUGGUCUGAAGGCGGGGACGCUGGGCUGUGCCGGCUUCGCCGCGUUCUCUGCCGUCAUCGACUACUACCUGCGCUGAGGUGGUCGGGGCCAAGCGAGGACGGGACGGGCUCCCGACCAACAACACCGACUGACGGGUGGCUGUGGGGCCGGGAGCGGGCUGGCUGGCCGGCUGUUGACGCCGAGUGUCUUGUGUCCGGCACUCACUACGGAACCGGGCAUCGAUCGAUCGAACCAAACGCCUGUUUUUGUCUCUACCGACGGCAUGCCAUUAAAGUACUGAACUGUCC
Messenger RNA from Amblyraja radiata (thorny skate), 851 nucleotides. RefSeq names its product translocase of inner mitochondrial membrane 22 homolog (yeast) (gene timm22). Gene Ontology annotation, cellular component: TIM22 mitochondrial import inner membrane insertion complex. The record is from RefSeq and is a predicted model, not a curated record. Gene Ontology annotation, biological process: protein insertion into mitochondrial inner membrane. NCBI's taxonomy places the organism in Eukaryota, Metazoa, Chordata, Chondrichthyes, Rajiformes, Rajidae. The transcript has 4 exons. The coding region runs from base 20 to 640 and encodes 206 amino acids. Gene Ontology annotation, molecular function: transmembrane protein transporter activity.